AAUAAUUGUGUAACUUGUAACACAAGCAGUACGUGGUUGGGUGAAUUUACUACUUAUGUAGUAAUUUAGAAGUACUAGCGCAGCACUCACAUAUUGCAUUAAACCACAGUGACCAACAGCGAUUUUAUUACUGAGAAGCGUGCUUGUAAGAUACAGAUAAAACAUCUUGCCUGACUGAACAAGUUUUACUUGUUCUAACUACAAUAUUGCUGCUCCAUUAUCAUUAUUAGCCUUCAGCAGCCCAAACCAUUUCGGACUGCAAAUCCACAAACUAGUGACAAACAAUGGAUGUUACAGUAGCCUAUGAAGACCUGAAAAGCCAACUAAAGACAUUAAUUACCUUACCAAACAAGGAUGACAUGAUGGUAUCCAACGAUAUCGUGUUAACGUGCGAAACGGUAGCGCCCCGUGCUACGAUCUCACAAGAGGAGCAGCAGUUUCUCAGCUACCAAAUACCAGAAAAGCAAAUUACAAGCCAUUGCGUAAUGGGCAAGUCUACAUUUUAUUCAGAUUGGUUUUCUACGAUUAUGGAGUUCAUUAUAUUAAAGCUGGAGUGGGAAAACGACAAGCAAAGACCACAUGAUAAUAUUAACGUGAACUGGAAGCUAAGCGUAUUUUUCUUAUCCGGUAAAGCCCAACUAACGCCGGUGAAGAUGCAGGAAAGCGGGGACUCUAUUUUUAUUUCUUCCGAGGGCGAAAGCUGCAUGCUAAAGCUCAAAACAUUGCAAAUCGACCAGCAGUUACUUUUUCCAACCGUCGCUUCAUGGAGCCUUCAGACUUUAGCAACCGUUCUGCCCCCGGAAAUUGAUCCAUUUGCACCUCAGGUUGAAGUCGGUGGGCUUUCUCCCGCUACUUACCAGACCAUGCUUACAACGCCCGUGCCUAGUCUCAUGCUGUCCGGAGGUGGCAUUUUGUACACUAGUAACAGGAAUCCGUGGGUAACACCAAGAAUUUGCUUCGUGUUUGAGCAGGUUGCCCUUAAUAUAGUUCUUACUGCAAAAGAAAAUGUCGACUUUGUUAUCUCACGGCUUAUUUACACCGCACGCGAGAUGAUGACAUCAGCUAUCGUUCGCAAAUCGUUUAAUGCUCCGCAUACAGGCUCGGUUAAAUUCACUUGCAAGAAUGAUCCCCAGAACACCCUAUAUGCUAGCAAGUCGGCGUUAGGACUGCGUUCAUCUAUUCUAGACAAGCACAACAUCGAUGAAGCAGACGAUGCAACAGAAGGCCAUGAAAUUACUUCCUUCGACGGCAACCUUAUAGCGGAAAUGUUUGUAUUUUGUGAGUGUCGGAUUGCGCCGAACGUGUCAAUGCUUUAUGAAGGAUUAUGUGAUGCCGCGCACCACUACGAUGUAGAAGAUUUGACUAAACUGUGUGAAUUGUAUUUAAUACGAGAUGCCGUAGCCUUGGGCAUACAUUUGGAAAAUGGUGGCAGUAUUGCUGAAUUCACGAAAUUUUUGGACAUAUGCCGAAAGGCAACCGCGCUUGAUUUGGAGCUUCUGCUAAUGGCACUCCAUAUUGUUGUCAUGGUAAUGGAACCGAAAUUUAUGCGCCCGCCGUUCAGCAAAAAUUGGACUAAGUUCAUUGGGAAGGACGUUACCAGUUUCACAUCAAAACGGUACCACAUCCUUUCAGCGAUCAUGCCAGACACUGAAGAGCAUAAUGAAGAAUAAGCCGCCGACCUGUACAAUGCUGCGCUUUAUGGGAGCUUUGACGACCGUUGCCCGUUAUGCAGUAAAUAUCGAAAAUUAGUUGCUGUAUAUGAUUUUCCCAUGAAAUUUUUUUUGCUCGAAUGUUGGUGAAGCUUGCCGCGCUAUGAGCAUCAUCAGGCUUUUUAUUGUUGCUAAUUUGCUAUUGACAUGCAGUUAUGUAAGCCACUAAAUGUCGUCGUUUCCCACAACCUGUUUCAGCGUAAUCGUCAUGUGGAAAUUAUGAGGAAACACCAUCAUAAGCAAUUUUGUAAUAUAAUAUGGACACGUUCGUACAUGUCAAAUUGUUUGUGCCGCAACUUUUGAAUUAACUUCCUUGCAUUUCAGAAGGAACUCCUUUUGAUAUAAAUGCUGUUUCGUUUUGGUACAUAGUUCGUACUCGUAUCAUGAUACUUAUUAAAGGUUACCAGCUUUUGAUAUUCCUUUUGUUUUAGUAAAAUAAAUUGCAACAUUGGUGUCAGAAGUAAAACUGAAUACAAAUGGCGCUUGGCUCUGGUUUUCUGCGUAGUUUCUAACUUUUCCAUUCCGCCGUUACCGUUAGAACAUUUUAGUGCAGAUUCAAAUGUAAAAAGGCUACGUGUACAAGGCUGAGCUUUUGGCCCCGCCUUGCUUACAACUAUGGCCAUGGUUUUUCUCUCGUCGGCUCAAUCACGGUAGCUGC
This is a messenger RNA of Paramacrobiotus metropolitanus, 2367 nucleotides long. RefSeq lists its product as uncharacterized. The record is from RefSeq and is a predicted model, not a curated record. The transcript has 2 exons. Lineage: Eukaryota; Metazoa; Tardigrada; Eutardigrada; Parachela; Macrobiotidae. Bases 285 to 1670 code for a protein of 461 amino acids.